This is a messenger RNA of Camellia sinensis, 3512 nucleotides long. The record is from RefSeq and is a predicted model, not a curated record. NCBI's taxonomy places the organism in Eukaryota, Viridiplantae, Streptophyta, Magnoliopsida, Ericales, Theaceae.
UGCCUUUUUCCCAUUUUGGCUCCGAAUCAUCGUUCGCUUGUUUCAUAUCGAGACUCGUGUGUAGUUUAUUUCUCUUGUGUAUGCCUCUGCUAUUCUUGGCAACGACCCCCCCCGUCUCUCUCUCUCAACAAUCUUUCUUCGACAACUCAAACCCUAGCAGGGUAUGUAAUUUAUUAAUUAGAAACUCGAUAAUUAUGUUCCAUUGACGAAGGAAUGGCUAUGCAGAGUUAAGCACAUUGGGGAUCAAGAAUAAUUUAUUCUUUGAUUUGGGUAUUUGCAAAAUUGAGGAUUUAAGGGUGUCUGGUGUUUCAUUGUAUUGGGUUCCUUUUAAUUUUAUUGAUAUGCGAAGAAACAGAAUCAAUUGAUAUUGGUUGUUGUUGUGGUCUUCAUUUAUGUAAUUAAUUUGGUUUUUGGGAGUUUUGAUUAAUUGGAGAAAUGGGUAUCGAAAGGAGGGUAGUUUAGUGAAAUGGAAACAAAAGAAGACGGUGAUGCACAAGAGGAAUGGCCAACAUCACCAUAUCAAGUGUUACAGCAUAUUUCCGAGGAGGCAGUUAGAGUGGCGGGCGAAGCAAUACAGAGUGUUUAUGUGGGUUGUAGUCCUAAUAAUAUUCAGCCAUCAGAGCCACCGGGGCACAGACGUAGUCAAAGUGAAGUUUUGACAAAGGUACACAAGCGUAACAAUAGUUUUCAGAGAUUGAAGACUCAUAUGCAAAAGGCAUUGCGAUGGGGUAGCAAUUCACGGGAACAAACUUUGUUUUCCUCUUUCAAUCCUGAGAUCUUGGCUAACCAAAAACGUCAGUGGUAUCAGCUUCACUCAAAAUCGUUGGACCAGAAAAAAUAUGAGGAGCCCAUCUCGCUUUUUGAACACUUAAUCAUUGUGGGUCUUCACCCAGAUGCAAAUCUAGAUGUAGUGGAGGAUGCAUUUGCCAAAAGGAAAAAAUGGGAGUCAGAAAUGCAAAAAUAUGAAAUGAUGGAUAUCAAACUGCGGCAGUAUCGGGGACCUUCAUUUCCAACAUUGGAACCUCAGAUACUUUUUAAGUAUCCUCCUGGGAAGAGGUUAUCUGUCCGUCCAAAGGAUUUAACAGCAUUCUGCUUUCCUGGGGGUGUGAAGGCAAGAGUAUUGGAGAGGACACCAUCGUUAAGUGAUCUAAAUGAACUUGUUUAUGGACAAGAACACUUGUGCAAUGAUAAUAUGUCAUUCAUAUUUUCACUCAAGGUGGCAGACAAUGCAACACUAUAUGGUGUUUGCUUACAUGUACAAGAAAUGGUUCAGAGACCACCUGCUAUGUUAGGAGCUGCAUCACCCAUUUCCCAAUCAUCUGGAAUCAGUCGCUUAUUGGCUUCUGCUCCUCGCUGUUACUGUGUUUUAACAAGAGUUCCGUUCUUUGAAUUACAUUAUGAGAUGUUGAACAGUAUCAUUGCACAGGAUCGUCUGAAUCGGAUAACACAGUUUGUCACUGAAAUCGCUCUCACUGAUUAUAUCCCCUCAGGAACCAAAUUACAUGAUCCGAUGAAUGACUCCCCAUACAGGGACUGUUGUACCGAUUGGAUGGCUUCUGCAAUACCAGUUGACAGUGCGAUAGCCCUUACUGCAGCUGCAGCAGGCAUUGUAUUAGAUGACAUUCCAUCUACUUCAUGUAGAUGGGAAUCUGUGUCUCCUGAAAGUGGUAGCAUCAGCGGGGCUUCAGAUUAUAGCCAAACAAAGGAAACAGAGAAGGAUGGAAAAAAGAAUCUGCAUUAUUUCGAUGACAAUGCCUCUGAGACCUCAGAAAAUCGGUUUGAUGGUUUAGAAAGAAUGAGUGGAAGUUGUGAUAAUGGCCAAACUCCUCCAGAGGUUGGGACGUGUGUCUAUCGUCGGAGCCCAACAUUGGAGCGUCUGGGAAGUUCUGAGUCCUUAUUCCGGUAUAAUGGCCAAACUACUCCAGAGGUUGGGACGGGUAUCUACCGUCGGAGCCCAAGGUUGGAUUGUCUGGAAAGUUCCGAGUCCUUAUUCAGUCCAGCAAGAAGCAUUGGAUCAGAGGAUGAAGACGAUGAAAUCUUUUUCUACCAUGAAAAAGUGGCUGGGGAUGAUAUAAUAAUGGAAUGGGCUAGGGAGAAUAAAAAUGAUCUACUACAGAUAGUUUGUGGUUAUCAUGCUAUGUCUAUUCCCACCCGAGGAAGUGAAAUAGUUUUUCAUCCACUUGAGCAUUUACAGGCUAUUGCGUAUAGGAGGCCUCCAGUUUCUGCUCUUGACCUAAGUGAAAGAUACCUGGAUCAGAAAUUGCAGCAGUCAUUGGAAACUGCUGAGGUUAAUCUGAAGUUAUCUGCGGCUGAGGAAGCUUUGUCACUAUCAAUAUGGACUACUGCCACAAUUUGUCGAGUUCUUUCCCUUGAAAGCGUACUGGCAUUCAUCACUGGGGUAUUACUGGAAAAACAAGUUGUAGUAGUGUGUCCAAACCUGGGUGUUCUAUCAGCUAUAAUCUUAUCUUUUAUUCCUAUGAUUCGUCCAUUUGAGUGGCAGAGUUUAUUCCUUCCAGUUCUGCCAGGGAAGAUGCUUGAUUUUAUUGAUGCUCCUGUUCCAUUCAUCGUUGGUGUACAACAAAAACCAGCUGAUUGGAAGAAGAAAACUUCUAAUCUUGUUCUUGUUAAUGUGGUCAAAGACCAGGUAAAAACAUGUUACUUACCUGCACUUCCUCGACGUAAAGAGCUUAUCUCCGAAUUACAACCAAUCCAUACUAGAUUGUCCUGUGAAAAGUCAAUUGCUAAAAGGCGUCCUGUAUAUAAAUGCAACGAAGUGCAGGCUGAAGCUGCUGCACAAUUCUUAACAGUCAUGAGGCGCUACUUGGAGUCGCUUUGUUCAAAUUUGAGGUCUCAUACAAUCACUAGUGUACAAUCAAACAAUGACAGGGUCUCUUUACUCCUUAAGGAUAGUUUUAUUGAUUCCUUUCCUAGUAAGGACCAGCCAUUUAUUAAGUUGUUUGUAGACACACAACUGUUCACCGUUCUGUCUGACUCACGUUUAUCAAACUAUGAGAAUGAGUACUAACUCAAGCAUGUUGCAAGUUCAAUGCACGAGUUCAAACUCUGGGACACAAAGAAAGGAAUUCAUUGGACAACAAUAAAAGAGAUGGAAGAAAUGGUCGUCACUGUUCCUCUUCGUAAAAUAGCCCUAUGACAGAAUUUUGUAGAUCCUAAUGCUUUUGGUGCCAUUGAUAUUGGACUAUGCAGCUCAAAGAUGUUGCUAAGAUGAAAUUUUGUAGUGUAGUGACAUCAUAAUAAUAGUUGCAAACUCAACACAGCUCUGAUGUCUGUUGUGUUGCCCUGCGUGAUUGAUCAUCAUCCCAAAUUUUUAGUGGGAUUGAUGUCGCCAGUCAAAGAUCCACAUCAGUUAAAAAAUGAACCAGUUUUAGCAAGCAUUAUUUUAUUGGUAGAUGUAUUUUAAGGGUUGAAAUUAUUGUUGAUUAAUGUAAUGUAUAGUGUAUAACCUUUGAUGUUUAUUUGAAAUAUAUAGUUUCAUGACACAAUUACAAAUA